This is a messenger RNA of Notodromas monacha, 339 nucleotides long. The record is from the annotation of a GenBank genome assembly. NCBI's taxonomy places the organism in Eukaryota, Metazoa, Arthropoda, Ostracoda, Podocopida, Cyprididae.
AUGUGGCCGAACAGGCAUAGGAAGACGGUAGAGGAGGACGACGACGAAUGGACAGGAGCCACGAGAUGCGGAUUCGGGUUCUUGUUGCUGAUCGCCGUGACGUUGAUCUGGGGAGCCACGGUGCUCGUCAUCUUCUGGGCAGUCUAUUACAGGAAGGGUUUCGCCUGGCAAGAUGACAUCAAGCGACAGUUCAAUCUCCACCCAGUGCUCAUGACUGCAGGCUUCAUCUUCUUCAUGGGCCAAUCACUGCUCGUCUACCGGUCAUUCCGUUGCUGCAAGCGAGUGUACAACAAGCUGGCCCACACCGUGCUGCACAUGCUGUCCAUCCCGUGCAUCGUG